AUUGUUUCAGUACUAAUAUAGGCAUGUGGAGUCAGGUGGCAAAAUGUUGAUCAUGAAGACCUAAUGCAAGGUCUAACAUAAUUUAUGUAGAUAUCAGGAUGCAAUUAUAUUUGAUUGCUACCAGGUGUUUUAUCUACAAAAUGAAGGUGGUACUAGUAGGGCUGCUUUUUCUCUGUGUCAUGGCCAUACCUUCUGAAGCAACAACUAUUAAACUUUGCGGGAGAGAAUUUAUCAGAGCUGUUGUCUUUGCUUGUGGAGGAUCACGGUGGAGAAGACAACUUGGUGAUCCUUUCUCAGACGGGCUCAAAGAUGCCAAUGGAAAUUACAUGGAGAAGUCAAAAUCCCAAAGCAAUGAAUUAAUCCAGUACUACAUGGAGUCUGAGAAAGAUUUGCAAGACAAGCAACAGAAGUCUGUACAAAAAAGAAAUGAGGAUUUCGUACAGCUUACAAUCACUUGUUGUGCUAUUGGAUGCAGUGCAAAUACUAUAAAUUCGCUGUGCUAAAAAUAUUAAAAUCCAUCCAUGGAAACUUAUCUAAAUAAGACACAUCCUGUCGAGAAUAUAGUGUUUCAAAUCUUUUCUGUUACUCUUUGUA
Molecule: messenger RNA, 594 nt
Organism: Pseudonaja textilis
Lineage: Eukaryota; Metazoa; Chordata; Lepidosauria; Squamata; Elapidae
Source: RefSeq, a predicted model, not a curated record